CUCACAUACAUUUUUCUCUCUCUUUGUAUCAUCAUGUCUUCGAAAAGUGCAAAUUGUUACACCAUUAACAACAGCUCCCCGCCGACAUCUCCGCGGAACCGGCAAAAUUGCCGGAGGAGACUACGCCGGCGGGGAAGCUUUGCAAUGUUGCACCGGAGGAAUUUUCUGCUGCUUGUCUCUGUUCUAUACCUUACGGGACUGAUCAGCUGCGUUGGCCCCCUGUUUUCCCUGCUGCAAUAUUCUGGUUUAGCAACUGGUGCUGUUUAUCGUAGUCAUGAGAUUUUUCAGAAGCUUUGGACUGAUAUUGAAGCUGAUAAUUCUUCUUCAAUUCAGCUGUCCUCUGUCUGGAUAUACAAAAGAAAGCUAAAAGAGCAAAAACCCUGUUCCUUUGGGACUAUUGCCUCAACUAAAGAUUCUCCUGGAGCUAAUCUUUACUUAAUUGUUGAUGCCAAUGGUGGCCUCAAUCAGCAGCGAUCAUCGAUUUGCAAUGCAGUAGUCAUUGCUGCGCUAUUGAAUGCCACAUUACUUAUUCCUCGUCUGGAGUUUCACAAUGUCUGGAGGGAUUCGAGUGAAUUUGGUGAUAUUUAUGACGAAGACCAUUUCAUGUCCACCCUUAAAGAUUAUAUAGAAGUGGUCAAAGAACUACCAACGGAACUGAUGGAGAGAUAUGAUUCUAAUAUCAGCAAUAUUCAAAAUUUGCGAGUUCAAGCUUGGGCACCUCCAAGAUAUUACCUGGAAGAGGUUUAUCCUGUCUUAUUUAAGCAGCGGGUUGUUCGUAUUUCCCCCUUCGCUAAUAGAUUGUCAAUGCAUCUUCCAUCUCAUCUUCAGUUCCUGAGAUGCUUUUCCAAUUAUGAAGCUUUGAAGUUCUCCUUAGCCAUAUCAGAACUUGCAAAGAAGUUGGUCAAGCGCAUGAUUGAGAGGAGCUCUAACUCUAGUGGGAAGUAUAUUUCUGUCCACCUUCGCUUUGAGGAGGACAUGGUAGCCUUUUCGUGUUGUAUUUAUGAUGGAGGACAGGUUGAAAAGUCAGAAAUGGAUGUAGUACGUGAGAAAGGAUGGGGAAAGAAGUUCAAACAAAAAUAUCGUGUUAUUGCACCUGGUCUCAACCGUAAAAAUGGAAAAUGUCCUAUGACCCCUGUAGAGGUUGGCAUGAUGCUUAGGGGUAUGGGAUUUUCCAAAGACACUCCGAUAUAUUUGGCUUCUGGGAAGAUAUACCAGGCAGAUAGAUAUCUAGCACCUCUGCGGAAGAUGUUUCCACUCCUACAAACCAAGGAAACUUUGGCAACCAAAGAUGAGCUUGCUCCAUUUGAGGGUUAUUCAUCAAGACUAGCUGCUGUGGACUACCUAGUAUGCUUGUUUAGUGAGGUAUUUGUAACCACUCAAGGCGGAAACUUCCCUCAUUUUUUGAUUGGUCAUAGAAGGUACCUUUUCAAUGGACAUGCCAAGACUAUCAAACCUGAUAAAAUCAAGCUUGUAACUUUAUUGCAGAACACAAGCACAAGCUGGAUUGAUUUCAAGGAUCAAAUGGGAUCAAUGCUGGCUGAAAGUGAUAGGAAGGGCAUAAUGGUACCUAGAGUUAAGAAGUCCACCAGAAAAGGUUCUAUCUAUUCGAAUCCUUUGCCUGAAUGCAGGUGCCUUUGGGAGUCAAAAAGAACUACCAACCGUAGUAAUUCAUACCUCAUGGUAGAUCACUAAGAUUGUUCGAUAGUUCUAAGUUUCUCUGAUUUGAGAAGCCGAAGUUGAUCAAUUAAGUUGGGAUCCUUUUGCAAACACCAGACUUUAUGUGUCAAUGGGGAGUGGUAGAAUAGAUCCAUAGUUGCAAGUCCAACGUUGAUGACAGGAAU
This is a messenger RNA of Solanum verrucosum, 1841 nucleotides long. RefSeq names its product O-fucosyltransferase 10-like. The transcript is spliced from 10 exons. NCBI's taxonomy places the organism in Eukaryota, Viridiplantae, Streptophyta, Magnoliopsida, Solanales, Solanaceae. The record is from RefSeq and is a predicted model, not a curated record. The coding region runs from base 34 to 1692 and encodes 552 amino acids.